Messenger RNA from Fomitopsis serialis, 750 nucleotides. RefSeq lists its product as uncharacterized. Lineage: Eukaryota; Fungi; Basidiomycota; Agaricomycetes; Polyporales; Fomitopsidaceae. The coding region runs from base 1 to 750 and encodes 249 amino acids. The transcript is spliced from 3 exons. The record is from RefSeq and is a predicted model, not a curated record.
AUGAGGUCCUCCGACGUCAUAGAAAUCGACGAACACUGUCUCUCGGGCAAGGGAUACCCGCCGCAUGCCUUCCGCCUCACACAGAAGUUCCGAGAGUACGUGCUGUUCAUGCAGAAAUGCCUCAUGCCAUACGACAAGGAAAGCGCCAUGAGCGACAACGACCAAAUGUUGGGCCUCGUGAUGGCAUCGGGGAGGAUGUGCCCCAAAGGCGAAAUCGAGAUACGAAGCGAGGCUGGAAAGGGCAGCCCGGAAGACAUCCUCGAGUUGGGCGUACGGUGCUAUACAGGCCAGGGCGGGCCUCCUAAGAAUCCCAAAGUCGGGCUGGAGCAAUGGCUGUACCUCAUCGAUCCGGAGCGCGGCCUGAAGCUCGCCACCCCUCCUAAUCGGCGCAUCCUCUCGCAAGCUCAUUCCUGCAUUGCGUGGUACUACAUCGAGAAGGUUCAUUCUAAGCGCACGCUCAACAUGGACGACCUCACACGCGCUGCGGAGGCCGCGGACGCGGCCGCGAGCCUGGGGUACUUCACGCCCGCCGUCAUCUCCGUCGCCGAGUACGUCGACAACGCGAAGGACGACGAAUCAGGCAAGUGUUAUUGGGAGAUCGCCCCCUUCGAUGGAAUGCAGGAUCUUCGCCGCGUGUAUGAGCGUCGGCAGCGCGAGGACUGGAAAGAAGGACACAAGUCGAGGUGCAAGCCGGGUCCCCCUACGCCGCCGGCUUCAGAUGAUGCUUUCGAUGAGGAGGACGAAGUGUAA